Messenger RNA from Stylophora pistillata, 564 nucleotides. RefSeq lists its product as uncharacterized. Gene Ontology annotation, molecular function: protein binding. Lineage: Eukaryota; Metazoa; Cnidaria; Anthozoa; Scleractinia; Pocilloporidae. Gene Ontology annotation, biological process: signal transduction. The record is from RefSeq and is a predicted model, not a curated record.
AUGACGAGUGGCGGAUGUUCAAUCCCCGCAUAUGUGUUGGCAAGAGGACCAGUUGGACUAGAAGCAUACAGGAGAGCACUAGAAACAGGCAAAACCUACGAUAGACGUAUUAAAAUAAUGUUGAUUGGUCAGGACCGUAGUGGCAAAACAAGCCUUAGAAGAUACCUCAGAGGUGAAACUUUUAAUGAACAGGAACCAAGCACUGACGGUAUUGUAAUGAUUCCAUCUAUCAAGAAUGCAGGAACAGGUGCAUGGAAAAAUCCUGCUGAUUUAGAGACCACAAGUGCAUUUCACCAUAAGUUUGCUGAAGUGGUUACUCAGUUCACUGAAGAAACACAAGAAACUUUAAGUGACCUACUUACACGUGAAACCUCUGAAUCGAUUGAAUCUAAUAACCCAAGACACCUAGAGAAUAUCUCGAAAGAGGACAUUCAAAGCAAUACAGGUCAAAACUCAAGGCACAUAGAAGAUACCUCAAAAAAGGACAUUCAAAGAAAUACAGGUAACAAAAGCUCUUUAGCUUCAACAUUAAGCAGCCUCUGCACAGAAUCAAGGUACACUUGA